AGAAAGCAGCAGAGGCGACGAUGGCUCAGUCCAACUUCUUCCAGCUGGCAGGCAUCUACACCUGGGUGGCAGGAAUCCUCUUCGAUGGAUUCUUCACCUUGCUGCCCUUCGCCCCAGAUCUGGUCCCCCUCUCGUACCUCGGGCCGUUCGGCAGCUUCUUCCAGAACCUGGUGGACAACAGCCCUGCGGGGCUGAUCAACUUCUGGUGGUUCCUGUUCGGCAUUCACAUCACGGAAGCUCUUCUUUCAUUCCGCGUGUGCACUGAGAAAGGCGUCACGGAUGGUACAGCCCGCUUCCUGUGGUUCUUCCAAACCUUCCUCUUCGGCUACUUCUCCCUCGGCCUGCUCUUCAACUACUACCCGGAUCGGCAGAAGCAGAAAUAAGACCAGAAGCAUGAAGGCUUGAGCCUCUGCUCUAGAUGUGUGUUGUGUGCCCCUUGGUUGCUCACCUGUGUCCGGCAUCGCAGUAA
This is a messenger RNA of Synchiropus splendidus (mandarinfish), 469 nucleotides long. It is a transcript of the gene tmem254, whose product is annotated as transmembrane protein 254. NCBI's taxonomy places the organism in Eukaryota, Metazoa, Chordata, Actinopteri, Syngnathiformes, Callionymidae. The coding region runs from base 21 to 383 and encodes 120 amino acids. The transcript is spliced from 4 exons. The record is from RefSeq and is a predicted model, not a curated record.